Messenger RNA from Enterobius vermicularis (human pinworm), 2235 nucleotides. NCBI's taxonomy places the organism in Eukaryota, Metazoa, Nematoda, Chromadorea, Rhabditida, Oxyuridae. The record is from the annotation of a GenBank genome assembly.
AUGUGUCACAAGGUAGCUGAUACCAAAACCUUUGUGGUAUUUGCAACCAUUUUUGUGGUUGUUUACGGAUGUACAAUGAAAGAUUUUACGGCUUGUGCUAUACAGCUAUCCUCGCGUCGAAUUCCAUUUGAUACCAAUAUGAUAAAUGUGGUAUUCAGUCUAACAUCUGAAGCAAAGCUUUUACAUGUUUGCAGAGCCUAUAGCGAAGUAAUCCCAUGUUUUCGGCAGCGUUUACGCAUUUGUGGUAGUGAUGAGCAACAAAAGAAAUAUGAUGAAGCUGUUCGUCUUCAUUCGUUUCUCUGCUCACCAUUCUCUUUGCCGCGGCAAAAAGUCCUACUGCAGAAUGGUGACUGUAUUUUGAACGCGAUGGAAGUAGCUGAAAACUGCACUUGCAGAAUAGACGAAAAUCCAGUUUAUCAGAAUGACUGUAAAGAAAGCUACAAAGCUUGCCAAGAGAAGGAUGAAACAGCGCGUGAAGCUGCGUGUGUCACGGCAAAAAUUCGUGAGCAUUGUGGCACUGAAGCCUCUACCUUUUAUUCCAAUAUGCAUAGAGCGAUCAACAACGAACGUAUAAAUAUACGAUGCAAAUAUGAAGCAAAGACUUUGCCAACCAGCGAAACACUAAAAAGAGUUCAUAUUGCUGCAAAGAAGACUGGCUUUGACCAUGAUAAGUUUCUACUAAAUCCUUUUAAGGAUGCAACCUUAGGCAAUUACUCUAUGGAAACAGCAAUUCAUGCAACGGAAUUUUACAACAAUUUAAAAGCUAAAAAACCACUGAUAAAGUCGCUUGGUGAUGUACCAAUUCUUAGUGAACGUAACGGCAAGCUAGUACCAAAUCCAGAACUAGGCAAUCGUUUUGCUCAACUGUUCACUGAAAUGCAAUAUUAUGGAGUUCAGAAUGAUAAACCAUUUGCAGAUAAUGAAAAGGAACCAAAAAAUAAUGACACUAAAAUUCCAAAGACUGUCAAAGUUCGCGGAAGCAGCGAUGCGUUGGCUAAUAUGUUCCGACCAGCACAUAAAAACUACAAAAAAUUUGGUGAAUCGUUUCGAUUUACCAUCCCACAGCGCACUGAAGACACCAACGGGCCGAGCAAAUCGAUGAUGAACGGGCAUUCACAACCACUUUGGUUACAUGGCCGCCGAACUCAGCUUUCCUGUCCGGAGGAUCGCAGUGUCCAUUAUCCAUCAACAUCUCGCUACCCUCUAUCAGGGAAUUCUACCGUACAGCAACAGCUAAAAAAUGAAACUAGACAAACUUCAACUGCUAAAUCGACGUAUAAGCACUCAUAUCCAUAUCAAAGAACGCGGAACUCUUCAAAUCUACUGAAGUUGUUACCACGUAACGACGUCCCAAAUUACAUUACUACAUCGACUCAUCCGACUACCAAGUAUGUUCCUUGGUACUACAAAACGCAGACAUUGCAUCCUUCGUAUAAAGGACCAACAGAACCGGUCUUCAAAAAUGUAAGCGAGCGCUUUUCAGAGUAUCAGGGAUCAGCGACCGCUGCAGUAGCUUUGCCAUCUUUCUCCACAGGUAAUUCAACACUAUAUAUACAUAAAAUUUCGAAUAAUACGGUCACCUCUGCUAUUCAACUGGGCGCUACACAGUUCAGAGCUACUGAUUUAGAAACGCUCAGUACUGCUGUGCCAACUCAAGUUCCGAACCCAGAUCAGACCAGAAGGGUGUUCCCUGUAUCUGUUGAGUCCACUCUACCUGAUACAGAUAUACGUACAAAAUUUGAACAAGAACUUAUGCCCAAACAACAAAAACAACAGAUUUAUAAAGUUUCGCCAUCUGUAUAUUCCAAAAAUUUCGUGACUUCACAAACCAAGAUUUUAAUAAGCACUAUGGCACCGACAGUGAUAUCAGAUCCUAACUCACCACCAUCAUCAAUUGCAAAUUUUGUAGAAAGUUUGAAAACGCAAACAGAACAAGUUGACUUGACUCAUCUAAGGAAAGCAGCAGAUAAUUAUUUGACAUCGGCUUUAAAAAAAUUGCAAGAUAAUGCACACCAAUUUCAAGCCAGCUUAGCUGAAAGGAAUAGAAAUGCUGCCUUAAAUGAUUCAUCGGUUAGUCCAUGGAGCCAACUAAUUUCUAUCGUUGCUCCAGCAGUUGAAAAGGUUUCUCCGACAGUUUUUCAACGAAUUAAACAGGGUAUCAGUCAAUGGGCAGACGUCGAUGUUCCUGAGACUAAAACGAUAACGAGGACAACAAUUAUUGCAAAACCCAGCUGA